Lodderomyces oxycetoniae is the source of this 3636-nucleotide messenger RNA. RefSeq names its product chromatin-modulating protein (gene GIN1). The transcript has a single exon. Gene Ontology annotation, molecular function: anaphase-promoting complex binding. Bases 1 to 3636 code for a protein of 1211 amino acids. The record is from RefSeq and is a predicted model, not a curated record. Gene Ontology annotation, biological process: mitotic DNA replication checkpoint signaling; mitotic G2 DNA damage checkpoint signaling; activation of protein kinase activity. Lineage: Eukaryota; Fungi; Ascomycota; Pichiomycetes; Serinales; Debaryomycetaceae.
AUGGACUUGCUAAAUGAGAUUGAAGAUCAGUCAAACUCAUAUGAGUUUACGGUAAAAGCAAAACAAGACGAAUCUCAGUCAAUUACUCAGAAUGUAUCGCUUUUAGGUCCAACUUUUCAUUUAACAACAACUGGUCCUGAUCUAAGUAUAUUGAACAGGAUCAAGAGUAGAUUACAAGGGGAAGGCAAGUAUCAAGACGAUCUAGCGGAAACUCAAAAAAUUAUCCCAAAAAGUGGUGACAGUGGUGCUGACAGUGGUGCUGACAGUGGUGAUGAUACUGGUGGUGACAGUGGUGCUGACGAUGGUGCUGACGAUGGUGCUGACAGUGGUGCUGACGAUGGUGCUGACGAUGGUGGUGAUACUGGUGCUGACGAUGGUGCUGAUUCUGACCUGGUGGAACAGAUUGCUCCUUCAUUUCAAUUCUUACCGCAACUCAAAGUUGACGAAAGUGAAUACAUAAAUGCAAAAAUCGAGAAAAUAACACUGUCAAAUCUCGAGCCAACACAAGUCAUCCCAAUUAAUAAGACAUUGCCAAACUUGUUUGUCUCAGACGACGAGUGCCAAGAGGAAAAUGAGACUCCUUUGUUGCCCCAAGAGGAAAACGAGACUCCUUUGUUGUCCAAUGAGGAGAGACAAUCAAGAAUAAUUGCAUUGGCUGAGCAAAAAAGACAAGAAAGGCUCAUUAGAGAAAGAGAAGCUCUAGAACAAGAUGUUUCAAAAGGUACAAUCACCGAUGAGGAGAAUGACUUGAACAAUGAAGCAAACGAUACUGUAGUUUCCUCACACAUGAAAAGUGAUGGAAUAUCGCUGAAGGAAUUGGAGAAAGCACAAGAGUUUAUAAACAUACAAAAACGAAAAAUCGAUAUUAGACCGGCAUUUGAAAGUACACAAGUAUUCACAAAGGAUAGAUUCCUUAGUGCUUUUUCAGACGAUGAGGAAGAAGAGGAGAAGAAAAAGAAGAUGAUGCACGAUUACGAGGACGAAGAAGAAGUUUCUUCAAAAGUUGGAGGAAAAUCAUCUUCUCCUAGAGGUAGAGACUAUCUAAAAUCAAGCCCUACAACUUCACCAGUAAAAGAUCAUCAAGAGGAAAAUGUUUAUGAUCUUUUCCAGCUCAAAAAGCAUAAAACCCCAACAAAUCCAAUUGCAACGUAUAUCAACAAGUUGAAACAAGAUCUUGUUCAUGGCGGAUUAACCUUGGACUCUGAUUCAGAUAUAGAAGUUGGUCAUUCUUCUUCCCCAAUUAGAAACCAAUUUUACAAAACACAAAUGACGAAUCGUGGUAACGAAUUGGAUAUCAUACCUGAACUAUCCAAGGAAAAGAAAUUGAUGAUUAGACAAAAGUAUUCUAAAAAGAAAUACCAAAACUGCAAUCAACAAAGACGAGGACAAGGACAAGGACAAGGAGCCAAAAUCCCAAGUUAUGGUAAUAAACAAAAUAAUGAUUUUUUAAAACAAUUGCAUAAACGAAACAUUCAUCAAUUGAAAGUGCAUAAACUUAACGAUCCUGAUUACGCUUUACGAGAAGAGUUUGAAAAAGAGGAGGAAUCGAUGACGUCGCUUUUAGAAAGAGAAAUGGAGAGGGUCAGAAAUAUUAGGAAAAAGGAAAAGUUGGAAGAACGAGCCAAAUUAGCGUUACUAAGGAAGAAGGAGUUGCGUGCAAAGACAAAGGGUGAUUACUCGGGAUCAGAGGAGGAGGAAAUGCAAUUUGAUGAAGUUGCUGACUCUGAAGUUCCAGAGAGUGAGCAAGAGGAGGAAGAGGAGGAAGAGGAGGAAGAUAGUGACAGGAAUAAUCAUUCACCUAUUUCACAAAUAAGCUACGAUCAAGAAGUUGCUAAAGACAAUGAUCAAAGUCAGGAGGAAGAAACUCUGGUUAUCGGCCAGUCUAAUUUGCAUGAGCUUUUCCAAAAUUUACAACCAAGACAAGAAGAAGACUCAUUCAUAUCUACACAACAUGAAGUAAAUGCCAAAAUGGAACCAAAAUUACCUCAAUUUGAAGAUCUUCCACAAACUCAGGGUACUCAACAGACACAAGUGGAUGCUAUUACUCAGGUAGACUCUACAACUUUGGACGAUUUCGAAACUCAGAUUAUUAAUCGUGGAAAACAUAUAGAUGAUGAAGAAGAAGGAGACAAUGAUGAUGAUGAUGAAGAAGAAGACAAUGAUGAUGAUGAUGAUGAUGAUGUGAUUACACCUGCACAAGUAUCACGAGGUCGUCGAGCUAUGAGAAAUAAAUUAAACCAAAUUAAAGAUGAAAAAGUUGACCAAGAACAUGAAAAUGAGAUGAAUGAGAAAGAUGAACAAGAGCAAGAAGAAGCGUUGAAACAGAGACUUCGAGAAUAUGAGCAAAAAUUGCGUAUAAAAGAACUAAAAUUACGGAAAAAGAGGAAAGAAAUGGAGAGGAGAGGGUUAAAAGAUAUAGUUGAAGGAGAAGCAGAAGAAUCUGAAGAUGAAUGGAAGGGGCUUGGUGGAGUCGAUGGCGAGUUUAGUGAUGUUGCUAAUUCCGAAGAUGAAAAGAUGAUUGAUAAUGAUUUCAAUAUUGAUUUGCAAGAUGAAGCAAUUAAAAAGAAAUUCAUGGAAGAUUAUAAAAUCAAAGAUCAAAAGGAAUUGGAAAAAUUGCUUGAUGAUAUAAAGAACCAUCGAUUAAUUAAACGAGUCGCUAAUAAUGGAUUGGAUAUUGAAUUGAGUGAUGAAGAGGAUCAGUUAUUAGCUGCUUAUAGAAAACAAAAAUACCAAGAACAGCAACUGAGACUACUUAAAAAUAAGAAAUUACAAACAUUGAGUAAGAAUGAGAAAUCAAAGGCAUUUUUUGCAACUAUACAAGAUAAAAAUGAGGUUAUCAUAAUUGAUAGUGAAAAUGAAGAUGACGAUGACGAUGACGAUGAAGAAAAAGACAAAGAAGGAGAAAUUGCCAAUCCGUUUGGAAAAGAGAAAGGCGGUGAAGUUGAAAACAGCAACGGGGAUGAGGGAGAAGACGACGAAGAGGACGAAGAGGACGAAGUAAAGGAAUCAAUCAAGAAAACAGUCAAGAUAAAGCAGUCGUUUGUACAAAAACAAUUGUCGUUUCUCCAUAAAAGCGUUUUUGAUGAUGAUGAUGAGCUUAAAUAUCAAAAAAUACAAAAGUUAUCAAAUAUCCAACACGGCUUUUCUGAAGAUGAAGACGAUUUGGUUGACAUGAAUGCCUUAAAGUCGCGUAGUUCGCUUAAUCUAGGAAAAGUAUCAAGAAAAAGAAGCAUCGACGAUGGUGAUACUGAUGUAGAUGAAGAUACACAAAAGGAUAAUGAUAAGUGCACGAGUGAUGGUACUUGUGAUAAUGAUGAUGAUGUGAAUGAUGGGUUUAUGCCAGUUUUCAAAAAACCAUCUAUUGUGAAAUCGUUCAAAUCUUUCCAAGAACAACAAGGCAUCACCAUCAAAGAUGGUAAACAACAUUUUUCGGGAGUCACCAUAAGUAAACAAUAUAAAGUUGUUUCAGGUUCAAAGGCCUCAAUUACAUUCAUGUCAAAGAAAUCCAAUCAUUUGAAGAAUGGUAACCCUGAAGAAAAGAGAAAUAGCAAACAACGACAAAUUGAGCGAGAUUUGAAUAAUUUCAAACGAAAUUCUACAUCAUCGGCAGUAUUCUCCACCUCUGGAUUCAUAUAA